Molecule: messenger RNA, 198 nt
Organism: Penicillium bovifimosum
Lineage: Eukaryota; Fungi; Ascomycota; Eurotiomycetes; Eurotiales; Aspergillaceae
Exons: 1
Coding region: 1-198 (65 amino acids)
Source: RefSeq, a predicted model, not a curated record
AUGGCAGCUUCCAGUGACCCCGAUUGGGUUGAAAAUCCCUUGUUCGAAGACUCCGAAGAGAACGCCGCAGAAUUCGGAGAGAACACCGCGGUGUCGAAGCUCCAUGGUCUGACUGAGCGUCGAAGAAUCAACAACCAGUAUAUCACAUGCAUACUUGGAGAGCAUGGCGCGGGAAAGACUAAGCUUGCUUACCAAUAG